AUGGUGGCUAAGAAAGGUAUAUUAGGAUCCUAUGUAUCCUUUGCAGAGCAAGUACCUUCAAACCAUCCGGACUCCGGAACAAUAAGUCCUGAGCAAAACUCCCACCUGGUCUCCUGGUCUUCACUCGAUGAACAAGAGAACCCGCAAAAUUGGGCUCUAAAGAAGAAAUGGGCGGUCACCAUUACCGUCUCCUUAUUUACUUUUAUUUCGCCAGUCUCUUCUUCCAUGGUCGCCCCCGCGUUGACCAAGAUGGCUGCGGAAUUGAAGAUCAAAACAGAGAUUGAGAGUCAAAUGGCCCUCUCCAUCUUUGUCUUGGCCUAUGCAGUGGGCCCGUUUUGCUUUGGUCCCCUCUCUGAGAUUUUCGGAAGAGCCUACGUCUUGCAGUUCAGCAACCUUUGUUACGUGUGUUGGAACUUGGGCUGUGGAUUUGCAGAGACUCCGGGUCAGUUAAUCGCCUUUCGAUUCAUGAGUGGAAUUGCAGGAAGUGCUCCGUUGGCCAUUGGAGGAGGUGUUUUGAGCGACUGUUGGAAUGCCGACGAGCGAGGCAAAGCUGUUGGGAUUUACAGCUUGGCGCCCCUCCUCGGUCCUGUUGUUGGCCCCAUCGCAGGUGGUUUCAUUACUGAAACAGUCACCUGGCGCUGGAUUUUCUGGGCAAGCAGCACCGCCGGCGCGGUGAUUCAACUCAUCGGCCUGGCAUUUCUCCCAGAAACCCAUAAACCCACGAUUCUGAAACGCCGAGCAAAAUCACUCAGCAAAGAGUCUGAUGGUUUGCGAUAUCACACAGAGUUUGACUCGAAUCAAAGCUUGUUGGCAAUUUUAAGAACAGCCCUGGUGCGACCAUUCAAGCUACUGAUCACACAGCCAAUCGUUCAAGUGAUUGCCCUGUACAUGGCUUAUCUCUUCGGAUUGUUCUAUUUGCUCUUAUCCACAUUCCCCGGAGUCUGGGAAGGCGUUUACAACGAAAGCGUCGGCAUUGCAAGCCUGAACUAUAUUUCACUGGGCGUCGGCUUCGUGAUAGGCGCACAGGUAAACGCUAGACUGAGCGGCCGAAUCUACCGCCAGCUUAAGAUGAAGCGAAACAACACCGGUGCUCCAGAAUUUCGCAUUCCUGCCAUGUUUUUCGGGUCUCUAUUCAUUCCAGUUGGACUGUUCUGGUAUGGCUGGAGCGUGCAGGCAAAAAUUCACUGGAUUAUGCCAAAUAUAGGAAUUGCCAUCUUCUCCGUCGGUUCGAUCAUUUGUUUGCAGUGCAUGCAGACAUAUCUCAUUGACAGUUUUGCCGAAGUUGCUGCCAGUGGAAUGGCUGCAGCUGUGGUUCUGCGCAGUCUUGCUGGCUUUGGGUUUCCUCUCUUUGCGCCCUACAUGUAUUCCGCUCUACAUUACGGCUGGGGGAACACUUUAUUGGCGCUGCUAAGUAUUGUCAUUGGAGUUCCUGCUCCAUUUAUCUUCUGGUUCUACGGAGCAAGACUUUGUACGAUAUCCCAGUAUGCUUCCGGUUAA
Molecule: messenger RNA, 1497 nt
Organism: Penicillium coprophilum
Lineage: Eukaryota; Fungi; Ascomycota; Eurotiomycetes; Eurotiales; Aspergillaceae
Product: MFS transporter
Exons: 4
Coding region: 1-1497 (498 amino acids)
Biological process (GO): transmembrane transport
Molecular function (GO): transmembrane transporter activity
Source: RefSeq, a predicted model, not a curated record